AUGAAGCCUUCUGUCAUCUCCCUCUGUCUCGCAGCGGCGGCAAACGCCCUGCUUGAGACCCGCCACCCCCGCGACCUCGGCGGCGGCCAGGCAAAGAACACCCUCUCCCGACGCACCAACAACACGCACAGCGGAUUGACCUGCUCAGCGCCCAAGACUGAGCGCACCCAGGCAGCCAAGGCCAACCCCUUCCAGGCGCUGAGCCAGGAUGAGAUCGACAGCGUGCUGCACUGGGUGUCGAACCCGGCCCUUGGCUUGAACCUCACCAGCCACACGGCCGAGGACCUCUCGCAGACGGACAACUAUGUCUGGCACCUCGAGGUUCUCAAGCCCAACAAGACUGAUGUGCUGGCCUACCUCGACGGAGGCGCCGCAACUGUGCCCCGCUACGCUCGGGUUGUCAUCAACGAGGGCGGAAGGGAUGUGCCGCGUGUCGCCGAGUACUAUGUCGGACCUCUCCCGGUCGACAACACAACCACCAAGAUCCAACCCCUGGACUUCAUGUACAACGGCGUCAACGGUGCUAGCAUCCUCUUCAACGGACGUUACGUCGACACUCCCCGCAGAAAUGGCGUCGAUCCGUUUGUGGCCAAGUUCAUGUCCGAGAUUGCCGACAUCACCAACGACCUCGUCGACUUUGCCUACUACGGCGAGGACGACAACCGCACCACCGCCGAGACCUUCUACGACAACCCAACGUCGACAGACGGAACGACUGGAAUCGCGUGGAUGCCCUUCUACCGCAAGGGUCUCGCCCCUUACGGCAAGCCUUCCAACCUGUACGUGAGCAUCGACAUCAGCGGCACGGACCCGAGCCUGUACAAGUUGCGCAUGAUCGUGUACGACCUGGUCAUCUACAAGUCGGUCGAGGAGUUCCGCGAGGCCUGGACGGCCGGCAAGAUCAACAAGACGCCCGCCCCGCCUGCCGACGAUAGCUUCCUGCGCAAGGACCGUGUGGGCGACAAGCUGCGCAAGCUAGAGGACCGCAUGGCGCCCACCAUGGUCGAGCUCGAGGGCAAGCGCUACGCCGUCGAUACCGAGAACCGCUACGUUGAAUACCUUGGCUGGAGCUUCUACACGCGCUUCGACCGAGACGUCGGUGUUCAGUUCUACGACAUCAAGUUCAAGGGCGAGCGCAUCAUGUACGAGCUCUCGCUCCAGGAUGCCAUCGCCCAGUACGCCGGCAACAACCCCUACCAGGCCGGCACGGCUUACAUGGACCGCUUCUACGGCAUCGGCGCUCAGGUCGGCCGCCUGAUCCCCGGCUAUGACUGCCCCUACCACGCAACGUACUGGGACAGCGACUUCACCUCUGGCACCGCCGCCACCAGGACCAACAACUCUGUCUGCAUCUUCGAGACCGACAUCGGCACCCCCAUCACGCGCCACACCGAGCCGGGCUACUACAUGCAGUCGACCAAGGGCUCCAAGCUGGUCGUCCGCCAGAUCGCCACCGUCGGCAACUACGACUACCUCUUCGACUACACCUUCUGGGUCGACGGCACCAUCGGAGUCGACGCCCACGCAUCGGGCUACGUCCAGGCCAACUACUACCGUCCCGAGGACGAGGGCAAGUGGGGACCGCGCGUCCACGACACCAUCACCGGCACGCUGCACACGCACGUCAUGAACUUCAAGGCCGACUUUGACCUGGGCGGCACCGCCAACACGCUGGUGCGCACCGACAUCGUCGUCGAGAACAUCACCCAGCCUUGGUUCCCCGAGCGCGGCGAGUUCGAGAUGAUGCGCUACAACAUCUCGGACGUCGCGUCCGAGAAGGAUGCCCUGCUGCCGCUGCCGGCAAACGGCCAGUCCAUGUACACCGUCGUCAACAAGGAAAAGAAGAACAAGUGGGGCGAGGACCGCGGCUACCGCAUCGUUCCCGGCGUGAGCAACAUCCACCUGGCAUCGCAGCGGUCGCCGUGGUUCCUCAAGUCGGCACAGUUCGCCAAGCAGUUCCUGGCCGUGUCGCGCCAAAAGGACACGGAGCCCGACUCGUCGGCCGCCCUGAACCAGAACGUGCCCGAGGCUCCCCUGGUCGAGUUCUGGCGCUUCUUCGAGGACGACGAGAGCCUGGUGCAGGAGGACCUGGUCGCGUGGGUCAACCUGGGCAUGCACCACUACACUCGCGCCGAGGACAUGCCCAACACGCUCAUGUCCGAGGCCCAUUCGAGCAUCAUGUUUGCGCCGCAGAACUGGGGCGACGCCGAGCUGACCACGGACCUGGCCAACGCCAUUAUAUACAACGGAGAAGAGGGUGUCGACCGCGUCGUUCCCGAGACCAACGGCGUUUCUGUGCCCGACUGCUUUUUCCUGUCGGCCCAAGAUGAACUGCUUGGCGUGUUUGAGAGCAUAUCACCUGGCGUCGCAAUGGCAGCCGAUCCGGAGAACUUCUACCCCGCCCUCAAGCGGACCACCACCCCCACGGCUUCCGGCUCCGAUGUCGUGGCGUACACAUCGGAUGCUGGACCUGACCGUCCCAUCCUGACACUCAUCCACGGGUACCCUCAGUCAUCUUUGAUUUGGCGCCAUAUCGUUCCGGACCUCAUCGACAAAGUCUCGCUCUUCAUCCCUGAACUACCAGGUUACGGGAUCAGCACCCCGGCGAGCAGUCACACCAAGCUCGACGUGGGGCGCGCGCUGCUCGAAUCCCUCCGCGCGGCGUUCGCCAUCGACAAGACCAGCAGCCGUCGCCUGAUCGUCGGCGGGCACGACCGCGGCGCGCGCAUCGCGCACCGCCUCGCCGUAUCCAAAGACGCCCUGUUCCCCGCCGACGGGGGCCUGGACCUGGUGGGCGCCGUGCUGCUCGACAUCGUCCCGACCAAGGUGCAGUGGGAGGCGUUUGCCGACCCGGCCGUCUCGCGGGGCUACUUCCACUGGCCGCUGCUCGCCAACGUCGCCCUCGCCGUGCCCAUCCUGCAGGCAUACGGCGGUGCGCGGUGGUGCAGGGGCUCGCACGCGCUGAUCGCGGGGUCCAACGAGGUCGGGCGGGCGAGGAUCGCCGCCGACGGGGCCAUCGACGUGCAUGCGGGGUUUUUCGAGAGCGAGGAGGUGCUGCGUGCGACUUGUGAGGAUUACGCAGCCGGGUCGAAUGAGGAUGUCGUCGAGCAGGUAGAGGACCAAAAGGCGGGCCGGAAGAUUACCGUGCCGACGUUGGUCAUGUUCUCAGCGGAGAAGCUGGGCGCAAGGCUGGAUGUAGCUGGGAUUUGGAGAGAUUGGAUCGCCGAAGGGGUGGAUUAUACACCCGUGGCUGUCGGCGACGGGUAUGGUCAUUAUCUGCCUGAGGAGGCCAGUGAUGUUGUGACGCAGAAGAUCAACGCGUUCUUGGAGAAAUUUUGA
This is a messenger RNA of Pyricularia grisea, 3339 nucleotides long. RefSeq lists its product as uncharacterized. The transcript has 4 exons. Gene Ontology annotation, cellular component: plasma membrane. NCBI's taxonomy places the organism in Eukaryota, Fungi, Ascomycota, Sordariomycetes, Magnaporthales, Pyriculariaceae. The coding region runs from base 1 to 3339 and encodes 1112 amino acids. Gene Ontology annotation, molecular function: quinone binding; primary methylamine oxidase activity; copper ion binding. Gene Ontology annotation, biological process: amine metabolic process. The record is from RefSeq and is a predicted model, not a curated record.